Messenger RNA from Oncorhynchus nerka (sockeye salmon), 9246 nucleotides. RefSeq names its product protein phosphatase 1 regulatory inhibitor subunit 16B. Gene Ontology annotation, biological process: regulation of sprouting angiogenesis; establishment of endothelial barrier. Gene Ontology annotation, cellular component: cytoplasm. The record is from RefSeq and is a predicted model, not a curated record. Gene Ontology annotation, molecular function: protein binding; enzyme inhibitor activity; myosin phosphatase regulator activity. NCBI's taxonomy places the organism in Eukaryota, Metazoa, Chordata, Actinopteri, Salmoniformes, Salmonidae. The transcript has 11 exons. Bases 260 to 1954 code for a protein of 564 amino acids.
CACGGUGGCUUUUCUUCUGUGUCGCUACUAGUUAGCUAGCUACAAGACGCUAAACGCUGCUGCAGGCUUAUCCCAGUGAGUGAAAUUGGAACUAAUGAAAACCAAGUAACAGUCGCGGGUGGUCUAGUCACAACUGUCCUGGUGGUGAGGAUGAUGAUGAUGGGAGUUGGCUACUACAGCCGAAGGUGCAGCCCCCCACGCUAGUACCAGUCUACAACCCCUGGUCCCCCUUUGAGCCCUGGUCCCACCUGUCCCCACCAUGGCCAACCACCUGGAGCUUCUGAAUGAACUGCAGCAGUUGGAUAAGGUGCCUAGCCUGGAGCGACUAAGGGCUGCCCAGAAGCGCCGCACGCAGCAGCUGAAGAGAUGGGCAGUCUAUGAGAAGGAGAUGCAGAACAAGAAGCGCAAGGCGGACAAGAGGAGGAACACCAAUCAUGCCGCAGCCAUGGAGGCCAAACAACAUGUAUCGUUUGCAGCUAAUGUGGCGCUAUUAGAGGCCUCGGCACGGAACGACCCUGACGAAGUACGCUACCUGCUGAAGAACAAUGUCAGUCCAGACUUGUGCAAUGAGGAUGGACUCACUGCCCUACACCAGUGCUGUAUUGAUAACUAUGAGGAGAUGGUAAAGAUCCUGUUGAAUCGUAGUGCCAGUGUAAACGCCCAGGACAAUGAACUUUGGACCCCGCUACAUGCUGCUGCCACCUGUGGACAUGCAGGACUGGUCAAGGUCCUCAUACAACAUGGAGCAGACCUGUUAGCUGUGAACUCUGACGGCAACAUGCCCUAUGACCUGUGUGAAGAUGACCCUACCCUGGACAUCAUCGAGACCGCAAUGGCCAAUCGAGGCAUCACCCAGGAGAUGAUCAACGAGACCCGGGCGUCUGUAGAGAGGAGAAUGAUGGGAGAUAUACAGGAGCUGCUGACUGCGGGAGAGGACGUCAACCGCAACGACUCACAAGGAGCUACUCUGCUCCACAUUGCAGCAGCUAAUGGCUACGUCCAGGGUGCAGAGCUGCUGCUGGAGGGAGGGGCCAGGAUGGACCUGAGAGACACUGACGGAUGGCAGCCGCUCCACGCCGCAGCCUGCUGGGGUCAGAUGCAUGUAGCAGAGCUGUUAGUUUCUCACGGUGCCAGUCUCAAUGCCAAGACCUACCUAGAGGAGACACCCAUUGACCUGUGCGAGGACGAGGAGUUCCGUGCCAUCCUGUUGGACCUGAAACACAAACACGAUAUUAUCAUGAAGUCUCAGCUCAAACACAAGACCUCCCUGUGUAGGAGGACGUCCAGCGCAGGCAGCCGUGGGAAAGUGGUGCGGCGGGCCAGCCUGUCUGACAGACACAACCUUCGUGUGAAGGAAUACGAGACCGAGGCCAUCGUGUGGAGAGGUGGGAGGGAAGGAGGGAGGGAGGAGCAGGAGAAAGAGAAGGAGGCAGACCAGGAGAACAGCCAUCUGAUCAAUACGACUGUUACUAUGGUGAUUCCGGUGAAGCCAGCAGCGGAGAGGCCCAAGCUCCAGAAAAUCCUUAAAGAUCCUAGUGGCAUCAUCAAACAAAAUGGCAUCAUCUCCACGACGACGUCUACGCCCGCUCCCAGUCAGUCGCCGGCCACCAAUGGUGAGGCUCCAUCCCCUGACACGAAGAGUAUGACGUCCAUUCCGCUGCCCGAGGACUCUUCCUCCUUGCCCAGGGAGCGUGCUCAGACACUAUCAGAACUGAAAAAGCAGAGGUCGGCCGCCAAGCUGCUCAACCACCCUCUCCUCAACGGUCACCUUGGAAACGGCUCCACAGAAACCACCGAGCCCCAGAGCCCUGUGGACUCCCGCAUGCCGCUGGUCUCCUCCAAUGGCAGCGCAGUUUACUACACCCCGGCCAGCGGGGACCCACCCAUCCUCAAACUGAAACAGCCAAUAGAUGAUGAGGAACUAAAGGGGCACAGCUGCUGCUGUCUCUCCUAGGGAGGGGUGGAGGUCACCCCAAGACACUGAUUUAAGGUCAGGUUUACUCUGUUCUCCUCCAAUGCAUUAAGGUUAGGGUUCGAGGAGGGUAAACUGAUCGUAGAUCUGUGUCAAAGGGUAACUUCUUCCCAGAUAGUGUGUACCAGAGCAGGAUGGUCAUGUGACUAAAGCAGGAAGAGAUUGCACAGCGGGACACCAAAAUGCAGAGUCAAGGUCCAAGAAUGCAAUAGGAGUGGAUCUGGUUCAGCCAGGUGAUUGGUUACCUGCCCCUACUCCCUAGUUUUCCUACCCACUGCUGUUUUAACUCCUGGCCACACCAGUAUGGAGGAUAGGAUAACUUUAGAGAAAUCGAGUAAAAGAUGACUUUGGGAAGAGCCAAACGGUGAUAGCUUGUGGUCGAUUGACAAGGGCAGGUAUGUGGUGGACACUGUUGAACUCCCUAUGGAGUGGGUGGCUGAGAUGGUCCAUAGACCAUAAAAGUAUGGAGGAUUCCCCUACCCCCCCGGAGAACGGGCAUGCCACUGUGGUAGAUUGUGGUUGAUAUAGAGGGUAAGGAAGUGGAACGAGAUGGCCCUUAUCCCCUAUGAGGAGAGAACUCUGGUGCCCUAUAAUGGGAUGGAUGCCUAGGCAGCGUGCUCUCCCAUGUUAAGCGUAUGUGGUGUCUUACUUUUGACUGAAUCACUGUUUUCAAACCACAUUCUUACUUUAUCCACUGUUUCUGAAACUUGUUUGAGGAAAAAAUACUCCAACAUAUCAGAAUACACUCUCUGUUAUUACUGAAACAAAGAGGGAUACUCUUUCUUAAGACGUAUUCUUGUUCAAAUGCUGACUAUUUCAGAAAAGGGAAGGAAUGGUUUAUACCUGAGUGGCAGGUAGUCUAGCGGCUAGCGCGUUGGACCAGUAACUGAAAGGCUGCUGGUUUGAAUCCCCGAGCCAACAAGGUGAAAAAAAUCUCUCGAUGUGCCCUUGAGCAAAGCACUUAACCCUAAUUGCCCCUGUAAGUUGCUCUGGAUAAAAGCGUCUUCUACAUGACUAAAAUGUAAAUAACAAAACAGAACAGUAUUACAGUCAACGAUCUAUCUGCUCCUGUGAAGAAGGAGGAUUGGAGCACUGCACUAUAGACAUUUGAAACAAUGCAGCAUUAAACUCAUCAUCCGUCCAGAUCCGAACUUGCAUCGAUAAAGGUGGUAAAAAGGUGUUUGAUAUGCCCAUGUCUUUUUGCUUAUUUGUAGGUCAUUUAAGCAAAAAUAAUUGCUUGAAAAUACAGUUCAUUAGGAAAGUAUUCAGACCCCUUGACUUUUUCCACAUUUUGUUAUCUUACAGACUUAUUAUAAAAUGUAUUAAGUAAAUGAAAAAUCCUCAUCAAUCUACACACAAUACCCCAUAAUGACAAAGUGAAAACAGUUUCCAUUGAUCAUCCUUGAGAUGUUUCUAUAACUUGAUUGGAGUCCACCUAUGGUAAAUUCAAUUGGACAUGAUUUGGAAAGGCAGACACCUGUCUAUAAGGUCCCACAGUUCACAGUGCACGUCAAAGCAAAAACCAAGCCAUGUGAGGUCAAAGGAAUUGUCUGUAGAGCUCCGAGACAGGAUUGUGUCGAGGCACAGAUCUGGAGAAGUGUACCAAAAAAAUGUCUGCAGCAUUGAAAGUCCCCAAGAACACAGUGGUGUCCAUCACUCUUAAAUGGAAGCAGUUUGGAACUACCAAGACUCUUUCUAGAGCUGGCCGCUCAGCCAAACUAAGCAAUCGGGGGAGAAGGGCCUUGGUCAGAAAGGUGACCAAGAACCCAAUGGUCACUCUGACAGAGCUCCAGAGUUCUUCCCUGGAGAUGGGAGAACCUUCCAAAAGGACAACCAUCUCUGCAGCACUCCACCAAUCAGGCCUUUAUGGUAGUGGCUAGACGGAAGCCACUGCUCUGUAAAAGGCACAUGACAGCCCGCUUGAGUUUGCCAAAAGAGAUUGAACUCUUUGGCCGGAAUGCCAAUCGUUAUGACUGGAGGAAACCUGGAUGUUUUUCAGGGACUGGGAGACUAGUCAGGAUCGAGGGAAAGAUGAACGGAGCAAAGUACAGCGAGAUCCUUAAUGAAAACCUGCACCAGAGCGAACAUCAGACUGGGACAAAGGUUUACCUUGUAACAGGACAACGAUCCUGCGCACACAGCCAAGACAACGCUGGAGUGGCUUCGGGACAAGUCUCGAAUGUCCUUGAGUGGCCCAGCCAGAGCCCAGACGUGAACCCGAUCGUACAUCUCUGGACAGACCUGAAAAUAGCUGUGCAGCGACGCUCCCCAUCCAACAGGACAGAGCUUGAGAGGAUCUGUAGAGAAGAAUGGGAGAAACUCCCCAAAUACCAGGUGUGCCAAGCUUGUAGCAUCAUACCCAAGAAGACUCGAGGCUGUAAUUGCUGCUGAAGGUACUUCAACAAAGUACUAGGUCUGAAUACUUAUGUAAAUGUGAUAUUUCUGGGGGGGUUUUAGCUAUUUUUCUUUUAAAUAAAAUGUUUUUGCUUUGUUAUUGUGGGGUAUUGUGUGUAGAUUGAUGAAGGAAAAACACUAUUUAAUUUGUUUUAGAAUAAGUCUGUAACGUAACAAUGUGGAAAAGGUAAAGGGGUCUGAAUACUUUCCGAAUGCACCAUAUGUACCGUUUCCAGCUUUUUAUUUAUGAAGAAUAAUUUUAUGAAAGGGAUAUGGUUUGCAAAUUCCUACAGUGUAUUUAUUUUCUUUUUAUAGCUAUGGAAAGUGAAUGCAGUAUAUCUUCCUUUCCUGUGAAGCACUGAUCCUAGAUCUGUUUGUGAUGUCUUGCCAGAUUCAUUGCUGCCAUUGACAUGGAGUAGGCAAAACAGUACAAACAGAUCUGGAACCAGGCUAGAAGCACUGCACCUUCUAGAAUGGAAAUGUUCCUUUGGAGUUGACAAGACAAGGUUAUUGUCCAGUCAUAUGUAGCUUGUGUAUAACCUGGUCCCAGAUCUGUGUGUGUGCUGUAUUGCCAACUCAAUAAAAUAGGAUUUGGCAGGAAAGAGCACAAACAGGUCUGAGUCUAGACAUAUUCCACCCAGGCUCAGUUAAAGUGCUUGAAAACUAAGAGACUUGGCAAAGCAAAGUAUAACACUUGCUUAUUACCAUUACAUGCAUAUUAACUCAGAAAAUGUAUGGUAUCUGACAUGAUGUAGCCCACUGUGUAUUAUUUUUUAGAAUGUGUGUCUGUGUUCCAAGUUCCAACACUGGAAGCACCUACCUACUUAACAAUGAAAAGUAGGAUUGUAGGAAGUAGUUAAUGAGGCUGGUUUAUCUGUGUUAUUGUCCUUUAACCUGUGGAUACAUACAGUAUAAAGUAGUAGUAGACAAUUGUCUGCUACCCUCAGAUUUGUAGUAGUACUGUAGUAAUACUGUAAUACUACAGUGUAGUAGCAGUAGUAGUACCAGCUACCCUCAGCUCUGUGCCCCUAUGGGUGCCAAGUAGUCUUCCAAAGGAGAGGGGACAUGGACUGGGGACGGGGACCAGGGAAGGCGGCCCACCUGUAUCGGUGUUGUCCUCUUAUCUCCUGUACCCACCGCCAUCCCAACUGCCCUGUCCUGCCUGUGUAUGGUGUCAAAAAUUGUAAACUGUUCCCAGAAUUGCAUAAUAAGUUGUCGUCGUUGUUGUUGUUGUGAUAUUGUACUCCAGCCAUUCAAAUAGAGACAAAGAUAACACAAGUUAGUAACACUUUACAUUAAGUUGCUCUUAUAACUAUGUAGUUACAGGUAUAGAGCCCCACAGUGGAGGUGCCAUAAUACCCGUAAAACCUAUUGGUCAAACAGGGAAAUGGUUCCAAUCAUUUUUCCACCAUUCAUUUUUCCCAUAGGGAAUUUUAGAAACAUUUAAAAUAAUGUCUGUGUUUCAUGUAGGGCUUACCAUUUUGAUAACUAUCUCGGACAAGGAGAAUUUUGUCAUUAUAUUAGGCUCUAUUUACUUUCAGAUUCUAAAAUGCUAAUUAGUGUGAAAGUAGACAUAAUGCAAAACUACAAAUCCCUGUACGUCAUCUCUAGCUGACAUAUUUUUAAAAUAUGUAUUUAUUUAUUGAACCUUUAUUUAACUAGGCAAGUCACUUAAGAACAAAUACUUAUUUUCAAUGACUGCCUAGGAACAGUGGGUUAACUGCCUUGUUCAGGGGCAGAACGACAGAUGUUUACCUUGUCAGCUCAGGCAUUCGAUCUAGCAACCUUUUGGUUACUGGCCCAACGCUCUAACCACUAGGCUACCUGCUGCCCCUGCCCGCUACCUUUGCUAACAGGUGUUCUGUCAAUUUAAAACUUUCAGUUUAAAUAAAUGUAGCCACUUUAUUCAUUACUAAAUUUAGCUAACAUUAGAUAGUUAAUCCAGAGAUUCUUACCUUUGUCUUGAUUCAGCAAUGUCGUCCAGAUCAUCAUGGCAUUUGUAGUUCUUUAUGAUGGCCACAUUAGCAGCCAAUUAAAAAUGUCUCUAGCCUAGUGGUUAGAGCAUUGGGCCAGUAACCAAAAGGUUGCUAGAUCGAAUGCCUGAGCUGACAAGGUAAACAUCUGUCGUUCUGCCCCUGAACAAAGCAGUUAACCCACUGUUCCUAGGCAGUCAUUGAAAAUGCAGGGAAAUAUAUUGAUACAUUCACCUUGUCCUUGAGAGAUUUACACACUAAGGUAAGCCUACACAAAACACAGCCCUUAUUUGACAUUUUUCUCAAAUCCCCUAUGGGAAAAAUGAAUGGUGGAAAAAUUAUUGGAACCAAUUCCUUGUUUGACUGUUAGGUUUUAUGGGUAUUAUGACACCUACUGUGGUACUCUAUAAGGCAACUUAAGUGUUCAGGGCUCUAAAGUGCAAUCAAUUUGGUCACAUAUGCAACAAAAUAUCUUGCUGUUUUAUUUUGGGAGCACCAGUGCGAGAGGGAAAAAAUAUGUUUUUAAUAAUAAUUGUUGUAAUGAUAAGGCUCCGCUGUACCUGUUGUUUCCCGGGUGCAGAUUCAUUAGUGUCAUGCACCAUUAUUACAGCUAAAACUACUUGUUUCUGAACCCAUAUUUAGACCCUCUAUCUAGACCCGAGCUAACAACCUGGUAACUUUACCAGUAUAUCCAAACAUUUGGUGGCGCAGAAAGGAAAAGGGAUAGCCCCUUUCAUGAUCAUAGCAAACAAUGAAUGACAGAUCUCUUGCAUGUUGUCAUCACGAACUUGACGCUCUUAAAGAGACCAUGUAUCAUUUUCAAUGUAAUGCAUCUCAAUAGGAAAAUAGUGCUUUUAAAUAAUGAAAAACCUAAUAUUCCACAAAUGACUUUGUAUCAACAUUUCACCUUUUUAUAAUUAACAAAUGUAUUUACAAGGCUUCAGAAGUAGAACUAAGCAGGUAGCCUAGUGGUUAGAGCGUUGGACAAGUAACUGAAAGGUUGCAAGAUCAAAUGUAAAAAUAUGUUGUUCUGCCCCUGAACAAGGCAGUUAACCCACUGUUCCUAGGCCGUCAUUGAAAAUAAGAAUUUGUUCUUAACUGACUUCCCUAGUUAAAUAAAGGUCAAAUAUAAUUCAUAUAGGCUAUGCAAUAUCUCAAUUGGUGCUCCUGCAAUUUGUUGUGCUCCUAACUUUUUAAAGUUGGGAGCACCAGUGCUACCAAUGAAAAAUGUUAAUUUAGAGCCCUGGUUGUGUUACCAACAAUAUGAACUAAACUCAGCAAAAGAAAUAAAUGUCAACUGCAUUUAUUUUCAGCAAACUUAACAUGUGUAAAUAUUUGUAUGAACCUAAAAAGAUUCAACAACUGAGACAUAAACUGAACAAUUUCCACAGACAUGUGACUAACAGAAAUGGAAUAAUGUGUCCCUGAUCAAGGGGGGGUCAAAAUCAAAAGUAACAGUCAGUAUCUGGCCACCAGCUGCAUUAAGUACUGCAGUGCAUCUCUUCAUGGACUGCACCAGAUUUGCCCGUUCUUGCUGUGAGAUGUUAACCCACUCUUCCACCAAGGCACCUGCAAGUUCCCGGACAUUUCUGGGGGGAAUGGCCCUAGCCCUCACCCUCUGAUCCAACAGGUCCCAGACGUGCUCAAUGGGAUUGAGAUCCGGGCUCUUCGCUGGCCAUGGCAGAACACUGACAUUCCUGUCUUGCAGGAAAUCACACACAGAACGAGCAGUAUGGCUGGUGGCAUUGUCAGGAUGAGCCUGCAGGAAGGGCACCACAUGAUGGAGGAGGAUGUCUUCCCUGUAAUGCACAGCGUUGAGAUUGCCUGCAAUGACAACAAGCUCAGUCCGAUGAUGCUGUGACACACCGCCCCAGACCAUGACGGACCUUCCACCUCCAAAUCGAUCCCACACCAGAGUACAGGCCUCGGUGUAACGCUCGUUCUUUCGACGAUAAACGCAAAUCCGACCAUCACCCCUGGUGAGACAAUACCGCGACUUGUCAGUGAAGAGCACUUUUUGCCAGUCCUGUCUGGUCCAGCGACGGUGGGUUUGUGCUCAUAGGUGACGACGUUGACGGUGAUGUCUGGUUAGGACCUUCCUUACAACAGGCCUACAAGCCCUCAGUCCAGCCUCUCUCACCCUAUUGCGAACAGUCUGAGCACUGACGGAGGGAUUGUGCAUUCCUGUGUAACUCGGGUAGUUGUUGUUGCCAUCCUGUACCUGUCCCGCAGGUGUGAUGUUCCGAUCCUGUGCAGGUGCUACACAUGGUCUGCCACUGUGAGGACGAUCGGCGUCUCACAGUACGGACAUUGCAAUUUAUUGCCCUGGCCACAUCUGCAGUCCUCAUUCCUCCUUGCAGCAUGACUAAGGCACUUUCACACAGAUGAGCAGGGUCUCUGGGCAUCUUUCUUUUGGUGUUUUUGAGAGUCAGUAGAAAGGCCUCUUUAGUGUCCUAAGUUUUCAUAACUGUGACCUUAAUUGCCUACCGUCUGUAAGCUGUUAGUGUCUUAACGACCGUUCCACAGGUGCAUGUUCAUUAAUUGUUUAAGGAUGGGAAAUAGAGUUUAAACCAUUUACAAUGAAGAUCUGUGAAGUUAUUUGGAUUUUUACGAAUGAUGUUUGAAAGACAGGGUCCUGAAAAGGGGACGUUUCUUUUUUUGCUGAGUUUAUGUCAGCAUGCCAGGCAGAGGGUUGUUUUCAUAGUGUCCAUUGUAUUUACGUGUAAGUAGGAAUUCCCAGGGGUCCAAAUGUUUCAUAUCUGUAUUAUCUGACCACUACUAUGACCCAAAUGUAAAGUGACAGAACCAUCUUUCAACUGUUUGUUCCUAUUGUUGUGGCCAGUGCUUGUGUGUCAAACAGUCUGUCAGAUGUGCAAACUGAAAAUGGUUGAUCAGCGUGUAUUUUAU